Messenger RNA from Thecamonas trahens ATCC 50062, 2793 nucleotides. RefSeq lists its product as uncharacterized. Gene Ontology annotation, biological process: mitotic cell cycle; spindle organization; establishment of meiotic spindle localization. The coding region runs from base 12 to 2465 and encodes 817 amino acids. NCBI's taxonomy places the organism in Eukaryota, Apusomonadida, Apusomonadidae. Gene Ontology annotation, molecular function: protein binding. The record is from RefSeq and is a predicted model, not a curated record. Gene Ontology annotation, cellular component: spindle pole. The transcript has 2 exons.
CGUCCUCAGGUAUGACCUCGGCUACCGCCCGCAGCUACGGGCUCGCCGUGCGGAGGAUCUCGUUCUACCUGUACCUGGUCAACGCUGUCGGCGUCGCCGUCCACGCCCCGCGCAUCUUCACCACCAACCUCACAUUCUGGCUCAUGGUCACCCAUGUGCUCUAUCUGGAGCUCCCGCUCCUGCAUCCUGACCAUCGCGCCGCAGGUUAUCCCAUGUAUCGCGCUCUUGUCGUUGGCAUGCACGGUGCAUCGUUUGCCGGCGCCUGGAUGGUUGCCGUCCUGGCUACGCUCCUUGUCUUUGUCUACGAUCCGCACUUUCUCGCCCGCAAGGCUGCCGACAUGGGCGUCUCGCUCACUGCCGCCUACCUCGCCACUGCAUGGGUCCACUGGGUGCCACCGGUUGUGCUCUCGCUCGAUCUGUGGCUCUCGAUCCAUCCGCUGGCCGCUGCUCACGGUCACAUCGCCAUGUACUCGCUGCCGCGGACUGGCCGCAAGUUCCCGCGCCGUCUCCCCUGGUCGCCUCGCCGCGUGGCUGCUGUCGCCUGGUUUGCCGCCGCCCCGCUCGCUAUCGGCUCCGUGUGGAUGCUGACCGGCCACUCACUCGUUGCUACCUAUGGUGCGCCGGCCAACUACUGGACCUCAUCCAUCAUCGCCGGCGUCGUCACCGUCGCCGCCGCCACCGCCAUCGCCACCCACCGCCUCCGCCACCCACCGCCUAUCGCCGCCGCCUCCGAUCCCCCUGCACUCACUGACCUUCGGAGUCACCCGGGUCUCAACGUCGCCUCCUCGGGCUACUUUCUCCUUGACAACGCCGACGAUGGCCCCGCCACCGAUGCCGACACCACCGACGACACUGCCGACUACGCCCAUGCCGCCCUCCCGCCGCCCGGCGCUGUUGCCGCGGCAACGACGGCGGCCUCGGCGGCGUCCUUCCUCGAGUCCUGCGGCUUGCGUCCUCUGCUGGAGCGACUGACUCUUGCGGUUGCCACUGCACGCCCCGAUGACGUCCUCGCUUUUGCUGCCUCUGCCCUCGCCGAGGAGCUCCGCGCCCGCGAUGGCCACGUCCAUGCCGUCGAUCGCCCAGUUCCCGCCCCUCGUGUUGAGCUCACUCCCUCGCCGCCACGACACGAGCUACUCGAGGCUCUCCCAAAGGCAGCCGAUGCCAGCAUCCAAGCCCAGGCUGAGGCUAACGCACGUGCAGAGGCAAAGGCUAACGCACGCUCAGAGGCCGAGGCCGAGGCCGCCGCUAUCGCCGCCGCACGUGCAAAGGCCAAGGCCGCAGCAGAAGCGCGGGCCAAGGCCAAGGCCGAUGCUGAAGCCGAGGCUGCUGCCCUUGCUGCCGCCCGUGCUGCUGCUGCCACCAAGAUUCAGGCCUCGUACCGCGGCCAUGUCGUGCGCAAGGCGCGCCGCGUCCGGCAGGCCGACGAGGCGGUCGCCGCCAUCAGGAUCCAGGCCGCCUACCGUGGCCAUGCCGUACGCAAAGCGUGUCGCGUCCGGAAAGCUGACGAGGCAGUUGCCGCCACCAGGAUCCAGGCUGUCUACCGCGGCCACGCCGUUCGCGCGUGGCGGACCUCGACGCUUGGUGCGCUCGCCGACUUGGUCACUGAUCUCAACUUUGCCGACACUGAUGCGUGCUCCGACGAGUAUGUUCAUCUCCUUCUCGAUGCUGGCCUGCGCAAAACCCCUGAUGUCGCGUCUGGGCUCGAUUUUCCGCUCCCGCCAUCCCAUGUGGCGGCUUUUCUAGCUACACUCAUGCCAGCACCAUAUCUGCCGGUGUUUGAGGCCCGAGUCCGCCCCGCUGUCCAGGCCGACCUUGCCGAAAAGGCCGCUGCUGCUGCACGUAUCCAGGCUGUCUUCCGUGCCAAGCGGGAGAGGACCGCAGCUUCUCGCGCCGCGCAAGCCUCCGCCCGCGCUGCUGCGCAGAGAAGCAAGGCUGUCUACGUGCUCCAGGCCACGCUGAGAGGCAACGCACGUCGCAAGGCGCUCCUCGACUCUGAAUUGGACCCUAGCGAGACCAAUCCUGAGCCUGCUGACCUCCCGCAAGCGCCCCGCAUCACGUCUGCAGCCACCACUCUACAAGCCCAGCUCCGCGGUAACUCGCUCCGCCACGAGCUGCUUGACGACGAUGCCAGUGCCCGGGCUGCUACUGCCCAGCUGUUCCAGGCUCACUUGCGCGGCAACGCCCGCCGCAGCAAGCUUCUCGACGAUCGCGACGCACUUUCGUCAGACUCCCUCGACUCUGCCGGGAGCGACUGCGGCGUCGACGCUGAGACCGCCGUCGUUGUCUCUGCCGACGUAUUUGUGCCUGGCGACCGUGUCCUGGCCGUGUACGAUGGCGACGGUCUGUUGUAUCCGGCCGAAGUAGUCGCUACCUACGCCAACGAACAAGUGAUUACGGUUGUCUUUGACGGCUACGACGACGAGGACGACGUUGAACUGGCUAACGUGCAGCCGCUCGAUGAGUGACGUCAAUCCGAUUUACUCGCCAACGCUCGCGUCAACGCUUGCGCGAACUACGUUUGCCGACCUGGCGUGGCGUGAGGUACGCAAUGGCUAUGUGGCCGGCGUCAAGAACCACGUGCUUGACAUCCACGUUGACUGGCACCAAAGACUCGUCCUCGGCGAUGGCAAGCAAGUCACAGUGGACGUCCUCGCCGUUGGAGGCCAGAAUCGACUGGACCAGCGUCUGACCGUCGUCGUCCGCAAAAAGCUCGAUGAUGGUGCGCUCUAGCGCGCGCUUGGGCGAAAGCCGCAGGAGAACCGAGGCCGACGAGUUAAACUCGCCGAUUGAGUG